UAUAAUCAUCAAGCUUCGCACUCUUUAUUUCGUAUUAUAACGGUAUUAUAAAGCAGACGAUACUCAUGUGCAGUUAGUUUUCAAGACAGUUAAAAUUUUUAAAAAUGCUUGUGCACAAACUAAGAUUGAUAACAGUGAUUUUUGGUUUUCUAACAGUUACUAAGGAUGCUGAUGCAUACAAGAUUUUAGGUGUAUUUCCUUUGGCUGCCCCCAGUCACUACUUCCUAGGAAGUCAACUAAUGAAGGGGUUGGCCGAAGCAGGACAUGAUGUUACCAUGCUAACAGUUUUUGAAGAGAAAAAUCCACCCAAGAAUGGAAAAUAUAAUCAAAUUGUAAUGAAAGAUCUAUACGAAGAACAACAAGUUAUUUUUAGAGCUGUGGCUGAUUUUAAAAACAAGAAAGAUCAUGGCAUAUUCGAGAAUCCCGUGGCAAUGCUCCUGACUUUCAACCAGUUCGGUUCUACAAUAGCGGAGAAGACUCUCAACAAUACCAAAGUCCAAGAUCUCUUAAAGUCAAAAAAAGAAUUCGAUGUCGUCAUUGUUCCACAAUUUAUCCUUGAUUCUUUGAAAGGUUUUGCUGCUUACUAUGACGCUCACUUGGUUCUUUUCAAUCCUAUUGCUCCUAGCUCUUGGAUGAACCACUUUGUAGGAAAUCCUAGUCUUCCGUCAAUAAAUCCCGAAUUUGCUUUGCAUUAUGUUUCACCUAUGAACUUUAAACAGAGGCUGUUUAACACCCUCUUUUCUAUAUUUACCUAUUUAAACCACAAUCUGCUUCAAUACCCAAGUCAGGAAGCACUGAUUCAUAAAUACAUAUCCAAAGACAUAGAUUUGGAGAAGGUUGCUUAUAAUGUAUCAUUGGUAUUGAGCAAUUCCCAUCCUAGCUUAAACCCAGCUGCAGGUGCAGUACCGUGUAUGAAAGAGAUAGCAGGAUUCCACGUCAAGCCACCUAAGCCUCUUCCUGAAGACCUCAAAAAGUAUUUAGAUGAGGCAAAACACGGAGUUAUUUAUUUCAGUAUGGGUUCAAACUUGAAGAGUGCAGACUUACCUAUCGUAACAAGGGAAGCCUUGAUGAAGGCUUUUUCCAGAAGGAAAGAGCAUGUUCUGUGGAAAUUUGAAGAUGAAAACUUGCCAGGAAAACCAGAUAAUGUUAGAAUUGAAAAAUGGUUACCCCAAUCUGAUUUAUUAGCGCAUCCAAAUAUAAAAUUGUUUAUUACUCAUGGAGGAUUUUUAAGUACGGUAGAAACUGUUUAUAACGCUGUACCAACUGUGGCAAUUCCAAUUCUUGGUGAUCAAAUGUUGAAUGCCAAAAUGGCAGAAAGACAUGGCUUUACAAAAGUGGUUGAGUUUGCUAAGCUAAGCGAUGAAACAAUAUCAGAUGCUAUAGAAGAAGUGCUGACAAAUAAAAAAUAUCUUGAGAACGUUAGAAGUCGAUCCAAGAUCUUUCACGAUAGACCCGUCCCAGCUCUACAGGAGGCAAUCUACUGGAUAGAGUACGUAGUAAAGCACAAAGGUGCCCAGCAUCUCCGAGUUGGUUACCUCGACUUGGCAUGGUACCAGUGGUACAUGCUGGAUGUAUUUGGAUUAAUUUUUGCAGUUCUCUUUGUGACUCUUUUCAUUACUAAAAAAAUAAUCUCAUGGAUGUUAUGUAAAAUAUGUUCAAAUAAUAAGAAAACAUCUAAAAAGGUGAAAAAACAGUAAAUUGAUGUAAAUAAAUUUUUUAUCGUA
Molecule: messenger RNA, 1724 nt
Organism: Diabrotica virgifera virgifera (western corn rootworm)
Lineage: Eukaryota; Metazoa; Arthropoda; Insecta; Coleoptera; Chrysomelidae
Product: UDP-glycosyltransferase UGT5
Exons: 5
Coding region: 105-1697 (530 amino acids)
Molecular function (GO): UDP-glycosyltransferase activity
Source: RefSeq, a predicted model, not a curated record